CGCUAUGUUCAAAUAUAUACAGGAACAGGGCAUUAAAUAACGGAUAAUUUGUCUGUGUAUCAAAGUAUAACAUUGUAAAAUAACAUGGCCUAUGAAAAAGAUCUGCGUGCGAUGGAGACAUAUAAAGAGGGAAUUAUACAAGCUGCAAGAAAUAACAAUCUAGAACCUUCUCUGAUUGCAGGUAUUGCAAGCCGCGAAAGCAAUGGCGGUAGGGCAUUGGACAAAGACGGGCUUGGUGACCAUGGAAACGGUUUCGGUAUAAUGCAGGUUGAUAAGCGGCACCAUACACCGAUUGGCGGACCUUACUCCAACGAGCAUAUAAACCAGGGUGCUACUAUCCUGCGAAACUCAAUCAAUGCAGUGGAGAAAAAGUUUCCUACCUGGUCUCCUGACUUGCAACUGCGCGGAGGGGUGGCGGCGUACAACUUUGGGGUCAGCAAUGUACGAACCCCUGAUGGGAUCGAUAGAGGAACAACAGGCAAUAACUAUUCAGCUGAUGUUAUAAAACGAGCGGAGUAUUUCAAACAGAACGGUUACUAAAUUGAUGAAAAAUCGCCCAUAUAAACACGUAUGCCUUUACGCAGCACAAAAAAGCGCUUAAGUCCAUAUAUUCAGAAGUGUUUAUUUAAAAUAUUAUUAACUCAUCAUGACUAAAUAUCAUUGCUUUCGUGUUCUCUAGCUUUUAAAUUGCAAGUGUUAGAGUCGUCGCAUAAAAUCAAAUAAAACAUGAGCUGUUCAACUUGA
This is a messenger RNA of Ciona intestinalis (vase tunicate), 744 nucleotides long. The record is from RefSeq and is a predicted model, not a curated record. Lineage: Eukaryota; Metazoa; Chordata; Ascidiacea; Phlebobranchia; Cionidae.